GGUGACACCAUCACACAGGCACCAUGUCCUACACCUGCCCUGACUGUGGGAAAGGUUUUAGAAGGAGACCAGCUUUUAUCCAGCAUCAACGGAUCCAUACGGGUGAGAAACCCUUUAAAUGUUCUGACUGUGGGAAGGGGUUUGCCCAUAGUUCCAAUUUAUCACGGCAUCGCCUCCUCCACACGGGAGAGAAACCCUAUAAGUGUCUGGAGUGUGGAAAGGAGUUUUCCCAGAGUUCAAAUUUAUCACAGCAUCGCCACAUCCACACGGGAGAGAAGCCCUAUAAGUGUCUGGAGUGUGGGAAGGAGUUUUCCCAGAGUUCCUAUUUAUCACAGCAUCAGGGCAUCCACACAGGAGAGAGACCCUAUAAGUGUCUGGAGUGUGGGAAGAAGUUUUCCCAGAGUUCUGCAUUAUCACAACAUCACCGCAUCCACACAGGAGAGAAACCCUAUAAGUGUCUGGAGUGUGGGAAGGAGUUUUCCCGGAGUUCCCAUUUAUCACGGCAUCACCGCAUCCACACGGGAGAGAGACCCUAUAAGUGUCUGGAGUGUGGGAAGGAGUUUACGCAGAGUUCUGCAUUAUCGCACCAUCACCUCAUCCACACAGGAGAGAAGUUGUAUCCCUGCACUCACUGCGGGAAAGCCUUCAACAACAGCACCUCUUGGAUUAAUCACCAACAUGUCCACACUGGGGAAAAACCCUACACAUGUCCCCAGUGUGGGAAGGGCUUCAGAUCCAACUCAAAUCUUACCCAACACCUACGGAUCCAUAGGGGUGAAUGUCCCUACUGAUGUGCUGAGUGUGGGAAGAGUUUCGGUUAACGCUCUGGUUUGAAGAAGCAUCAAAGCCUCCAUGCCAGUGAAAAACAUUAAAGUUUCAAUUUAUCAAAGCAUCGGUGCAUCCACAAAGGAGAGAAACUCUAGAAAUGUCUGGAAUGUGGGAAGGAGUUUUCCCGGAGUUCCUAUUUAUCACAACAUCGCCGCAUCCACACAGGAGAGAGACCCUAUA
Molecule: messenger RNA, 1008 nt
Organism: Calypte anna (Anna's hummingbird)
Lineage: Eukaryota; Metazoa; Chordata; Aves; Apodiformes; Trochilidae
Product: zinc finger protein 2-like
Exons: 1
Coding region: 24-791 (255 amino acids)
Source: RefSeq, a predicted model, not a curated record